AUCUACAAGAACGUGGUCGCCACAGACACGAGCCCGAAUCAACUAGAAAUGGCUCCGACGCUACCCAACAUCAAAUACCAACAAACCCCACCCGCCAUGUCCACAGCGGAGCUCCAACAAAAAGUUGCACCCGAGUCGAGCGUUGAUACCGUGACCGUAGCUCAAGCAAUGCACUUUUUCGAUCUUCCCACAUUUUACAGCCAAGUGAAAUUUGUCUUGAAAAAACCCGACGGUGUCAUUGCCGCCUGGUGCUACACCUUACCGGAAGUACACAACGUCGUAGACCCCAUUCUGCGACGGUACUACGAUGUCGUUAAGGAGAAGUUCUGGGAACCUCCGCGAAAAAUGGUGGAAGACAAGUACAUGAACAUCGAUUUCCCGUUUGAGCCGGUUGACGGGGAAGACAAAACGGGACCGUUUGAGUUCCUGGCGGAGAAACCAAUGGGUUUGGAUGAAUUUUUCACGUAUCUGAGGUCGUGGUCGGCGUAUCAGACAGCUAAGGAUGUGGGUGUGGAGCUUUUGACGGACGGUGUGAUUGAGGAGUUUAAGCGUGGUUCGGGGAGGGGGAAGAAGCUGGUUAGAUUUCCGGUUUAUCUGAGGAUCGGCAAAGUGGGAAACUGAGAAGCAGCAAUAAAUUAAUCCGUAAAAUUAUAGGAUUAAUUAAUCUUAAUUACUUGAUUAAUUAGUUUACGAGUUAAUUUGCUGCUCUACAGUUCUGAAGAGGUUGAUGCUGUUUUGUAUAACGAACUUAAAUUAUUUUAAUAAAAAAAUUAUGAAAGAACUUAAUCUCA
Molecule: messenger RNA, 791 nt
Organism: Carica papaya (papaya)
Lineage: Eukaryota; Viridiplantae; Streptophyta; Magnoliopsida; Brassicales; Caricaceae
Source: RefSeq, a predicted model, not a curated record